Funneliformis geosporum is the source of this 399-nucleotide messenger RNA. Lineage: Eukaryota; Fungi; Glomeromycota; Glomeromycetes; Glomerales; Glomeraceae. The record is from the annotation of a GenBank genome assembly.
AUAAUUAUGAUCUCAGCUCAAGAACCUCAAUUGAAAUUUCCUUUACAUACUGUUAAGCUUCCCCCAAAUGCCGCGUGGUUAAAAUGUGGCUCAUUUCCAAAAAUGGCGAGCUACGCUAUACAAUUAGCCAGUCCAAAGGCUGCUGCAGAUCCGACAAGUUACGGUGGCGAAUACUACAAAUUAGAUUAUUUUAAAGUAACUACUCAAGAAAAAUUUGGAUUUUAUGCUGAGGUUUCUAAUUUUACGAAUUAUAUUUUACCAUCGGUAUGUGGAAAACGUGGUCCUAAUGAUGAAAUCACAGCUUUCUCAACUGGUUGCAUGGUGCAAGGACCAAUUAUAUGGCCUGGAAUAUGGUGCUUAGCGAUACUUAACCAUUUAAACUUCUCACAAAAUGUCGAU